AUGGAGCCUUCGAGCAAGAUGGAGUUUUUCCAGAAGCUGGGCUACGGCCAGGAGGACGUGGUCAGGGUGCUGGGCAAGCUGGGUGAGGGUGCCCUGGUCAACGACGUGCUGCGGGAGCUGAUCCAGACUGGCAGUCGCCCCGCGACCCAGGGACGACCAGCAGGGGGCGCCGCCGCCGCCGCGGUCCCACUGCUCGUCCCUCGGGGUUCCUGUGGCCGGUCAGACUCUGUCCAGUGCAGGCUGGGGACAGACCCCGAAGAGGAGUGCGGAAGCCCAGCGGGUGCCUUGAGACCCAUAGUGAUUGACGGCAGCAACGUGGCCAUGAGCCAUGGAAAUAAAGAAGCCUUCUCUUGCCGGGGAAUCCAGCUGGCUGUGGACUGGUUCAGGGACAGAGGACACACCGCCAUCAAGGUUUUUGUCCCAUCCUGGAGGAAAGAACCAUCGAGAUCUGAUACCCCUAUUAGAGAGCGGCACGUGCUGGAGGAGCUGGAGCGGCAGGCCGUGCUGGUGUACACCCCGUCCCGCAGGGUGGGAGGCAAGCGGGUGGUCUGCUACGAUGACCGCUACAUCGUGAAGGCGGCCUACGAGGAGGACGGCGUCAUCGUCUCCAACGACAACUACCGAGACCUGCAGAGCGAGAACCCCGAGUGGAAGUGGUUCAUCGAGCAGAGGCUGCUCAUGUUCUCCUUCGUCAACGACAGGUUCAUGCCUCCUGACGACCCCCUGGGCCGCCGCGGACCCACCCUGAGCAACUUUCUGAGCCGGAAGCCCAAGCCCCCGCCACCGUCCUGGCAGCACUGCCCUUACGACGACCUGGGGCUGCUCGGGGUGCACUUCCCGGCCCCCGGCUGCGACCUCGCGACAGGGCUUCGCUGUCCCGCCUGGGUAUCCCCUGACGGCCUCCUCUCCGGGGCCUCGCCGUCCCCGCGGGCAGGACCUCCGUGCCCCGGGGCGCCUGGACCAGCCCUGCCCAGCCUCCUAAGCCCCCAGAGCCGGUUUGCCCUCAGCGACCACGCACCCCUGUCCGACCCGCAGGGUGGAUUCUGCCCCACGGACCUGCAGAGUGACCUGCUUCCCCCUCGCAAGCAGUCCAAGGAGGCGUGGGUCCUUCCACAAGAGUUGGACCGUUUCCCGGGCCGCUCGGCCUGGGCAGAGUCGGGCUGGGGCGACUGCACCUUUGGGGAACCCUCUGGGUACGCGCCCGCAGCUGCCGACUGUAUGUUGGACAAGCGCACCCAGGUGCGCACUGUGCUCUGCUGCAUCUUCCCGCCAGAGCAGGUGGACCGCGUGAUGGCCUUGUUCCCUGCACAGUCUGACAUCACCAGGCUCAUCCUCCUCAUCCAGAGAUUCCAACGGGCUGCUGCGCCGCUGGGAACCCCCUAAGGAACUCGUCUAAAGGACUGCGAGUGAUGUCCCAAUCUCCCCUGCAACGUGGGCCGAGUGGGCCGACGGUUACAAGCGUGAACCUGAGCCAGCCCACCCUGUAGGGCCCCCUUUUCUUUAAAGAUACUCAGGGAAGCCUAUUUCCUCAUCCUCAGCGCACCCGUUGUGGCGCUUGGUGACCCUCACUGACUCUGGCCGUGCUGCGUUGAGGUCCAUGUCCUGGGGGAAGAAGGUUGACCACAUCCCCAGGGGAGUGGUUUCUUAACGGGGUGGCAGACUACAAGCCCCACUGCAGCCCCAAGGGUUUGUGGGAAAUAGUUCAUGGCUGUUUUUCUCAAACGGCAAGUGAGACCCACAGGAGGGUCACAACGUGAAUUUAGCGGGUCAGCACCAGAAAUGGAAUGGAAUGGACCAGUGGGAGGACACCCCAGGUAAUAAGGCUAGGUAUUAUUUCCUAAAACUUAUGUUUGUUAUCUACAUAUGUGCGUGUCUGUAUACCCUUGGUAGCCUUGUAAAAUUUUCUUAAUGUGGGUCGUGGUCACAAGUUUGAAAAAAUACUGGUAAAUGGUCUUAAAUUUCACUGCAUCAAGUAAUGCUUGAAAUAUGUAGUCAGAUGGCCAGUGGUGGUUUGGUACCUGGAGGUUUUCAUGUUUCUAACCUCACCCACAAAGGGAAUCAGUGUUCUAACUUUGAUGUGGGGGCUCCCCUGUGGUACCGAAAUCUCCUAGUUGUGCGAGUCUGUGGAGGUGUGGCCCGGCACUUUGUCCUGAGGGCUUGCCUCUGGGGCCUUUACCUUCUUUGAACAUGCAUACCACACACGUCCCACAAAGAUAUCACACACAUAGCACAUACACAUACACCACAUAUCAUAUACUUACCACACACACCACAUGACCACACACAAACAUCACACACACAC
Messenger RNA from Trichechus manatus latirostris (Florida manatee), 2302 nucleotides. RefSeq names its product zinc finger CCCH-type containing 12D (gene ZC3H12D). Gene Ontology annotation, cellular component: nucleus; cytoplasmic ribonucleoprotein granule. Gene Ontology annotation, molecular function: mRNA binding; RNA endonuclease activity. The transcript is spliced from 6 exons. NCBI's taxonomy places the organism in Eukaryota, Metazoa, Chordata, Mammalia, Sirenia, Trichechidae. The record is from RefSeq and is a predicted model, not a curated record. Bases 1 to 1383 code for a protein of 460 amino acids.